This is a messenger RNA of Zootermopsis nevadensis, 3956 nucleotides long. Its product is annotated as protein Star. Gene Ontology annotation, cellular component: endoplasmic reticulum membrane; late endosome membrane; plasma membrane. NCBI's taxonomy places the organism in Eukaryota, Metazoa, Arthropoda, Insecta, Blattodea, Termopsidae. Gene Ontology annotation, biological process: endosomal transport; endoplasmic reticulum to Golgi vesicle-mediated transport. The record is from RefSeq and is a predicted model, not a curated record.
AAUGAAUAAACUAAUGGUACGUAAGGCCGAUAUCCCUACUCCUUCUCAGAGGAAUGUGGACCUUCUUCAAACUAAGGUUCUUGUGGAAAGAACCUUGACACACCUGCCGCCUAUCGCUGCUUGACUCACCUGGUUGGGUUCAUUUUCAAGGGCAGAAAAAAUUGCCCAAUGCAUAGUGCCUCAAAGAUAUUGUACAACAAACAAGUAUAUUAACAUAUGCAAUUAUAGAUUUAACAACAAAGCCGGUCUACAUCAUGUAAUAAGAACUCGGAACUGAAGGACAACUGAAUGGUGGCAUCUUCAACUCCCAGCCUAUUGAGGCGACUCCUUCCAUAUGCUGUCUUCUUGACAGCUUUCUCUGUUGUUAUGAUGGUGCUUCUUAUGGCCAUGGACAUAAGAGCACCAAGACGGCAAGCCUUCAACAUGACUGAUCUGGACUUUCGGAAUGUGGCCCAAGACAACCCUCAAUUCAUCACCUACAUACGAGCAGUACAUCUCCAUUUGCCCUCUUCAUCACUUGGAAUGAGGAACUUAGUUGUAGAUCCACCACCACAGACAGAAUUUGUGGCCAGACUUCUCCAGUUUAAGAAAGGUGGCAUAUUUGUUGAAGCUGGUGCCUAUCGACACAACAGAUCAUCUGACACUGAAUGGCUUGAAAGAGAACUGAACUGGCAUGGUCUGUUGAUCCAACCCAAUCCUAAGGAUUAUCUUAUUCUGCGAGCCCAGAACAGGCUUCGGGCCCACUGCAUACAUGCUUGUCUUAGUCCAACACCAUACCCAAAAGAGGUCACAUUUCGUGAAGCUAUAGAAGGUCCUGACAGGAAUCAGGAAUAUGUGUUUACACGGGUCAAAUGCUUCCCUCUCUUCUCUCUACUUCUAGCAAUCAAUGCAACUUCUUUCAACUACCUCAGCCUGGAUGCAGAAGGGGCAGAAAUACAGGUGCUGAAAACCAUUCCCACAGACAGAGUUCAUGUUGAUAUAAUUGGAGUAGCCAGGAGUGAAGAGGACAGAAACCCUGAAUCAUCUAGAGCACUGUUAGAAUUCAUGGGAAGUCGCAAAUACAGUCUGGUUCACAAAUUCAGACAUAUGUACCUGUUCACAUCUGCCAACUUCCUAACCUAACCUAUCUAAUAGUUGACAUUUCACAAUUAUAGUUUAGCUAUGUCACAUGUAUGUUAAAAGUAUUAUUCUUCAUUAAAUAGCAAUUAUAUUGCACCAAAACAAAAAAACAAACUAGACGGCUAGAGUUGGUUAUAUAUAUUUUCCAAAGAGUUACGAAUUCUGAAUCUCAGCAGGGAAAAGAGUGAUGUAUAACAGUGAAAUGAAUUUGUCCCACCUUCUUACAGAUAUUCAUUUCACAAGAACAUAAAUUUGUAUUAUUCUGAUAGUCUCAAUAUUAUGUUUUAUAAAAUCUGUUCACAUUUUAUACUUGUCUGUUUACCACAAGUAAUGUAUUUAUAUUCCUGUAUAAGUUCCAUAUUUGGAGAUAUAUGACAUUUUCUUUUUCAUUUCAGAAAUGUGUGUCUUUUACACUGAAGAUUGUGAUCUUUUAUUUGUGUAUAGUAGCUGUUGUGAACCCUCAUCUAGAGUAUAUAUAAUGCAGGAUGAUUUUAGCAAAAUUACUGAGUUGAAAAAGUGUCUUAUACACUGGCAAGUAUGGUUUGCAUUAUAAAUAUUAUAAUUGUUAUUAUUAUUAUUAUAGGGAUAUUACCAUGAUAUCUGAAUAAGACUACACGUGUAGAAGUAAAAAUCUGUUAAAUUCCACUUCUGCAAGUACAUCCUGAGAUUCACAAGCAACUGUUUGUCUUGUCAUGUAGACAAUACAAAUGUCUUACUUGGCAUACUGAGGAUUGGGCAUAUUGAGUAUGGUACAUGAUAACCAUAUCAAAAACCAAUGAAAAUUCUCCAUCCGUAACUAUAUGUAUAUUUACAAGACAUUGCUGUUGAGUCAUUAGCACUACUCGUGCUUCAUAUUUGUAGUGUCUUCAGUUAGAAUAUGAGCUCAGAGACCAACUUUCCUGACUGAAGUUUCACACAGUUUUCCAUAGUUCCUCCAGGUGAAUGCUGGAAUAGUUCCUUCUCCAGCCAUUGACAUAUGUUCAAAUUCAUCAUUCACAAUCAUCUUCCAAUUUGAUACUAUAUAACAUACAAAGUUGAAAAACUGUCACUAAAUAACCCAACAAUCAAUCAAAUAUAUAGUUAAUUAUCUGCUCAUCUAACACCAAUAUCUGGUGUACAUAUCAGGAUGUAAAAUUAUAUAUCUGUAAAGAAAUACAGUAGAAUUGAAUAAGUACUUUUCACAUGUAUGGUUUAAUGAAGGAAAGAACAAAUGUUUAUACAGGAAGUUAAUAUUUUCUCUUUAUGUACUUAGAAAGGUUGAGAACGAAGUGUAUGAACCAAAUAAUAUCCAUAUCUGUAUCCGUCCAUAAAACAUUCCCGUACAAAAACAAAGAACUGAAGUUUUAGAUUCAUGUAAGCAACACUUCUUUCCUUACUCCAGGUUAUUAUAGAAAGACUGACACAUGCAUUAAUAAUGCCUAUAAUUUAAUAUUUAUAAAUGCUUAUUAAAUGAUUUUCAUGUAAUUACGUAACUGAGUGAGAACCAGUUUCUAUUUCAAGACAAGAGAUUAAUUUAAAAGUAUCGUUAACCCUUUCCACACUGACUUUUAUUUAAAGAACUAUAUUCUGUUGUAUAUUUCCAUGGUAAUUUUUAAUUACUUUAAUUUGGAUAAAUUCCUUUCAAUUCAGACCAAUGAAAUCAGCAGUGCAACUGUAACAUUAGCAGUAUAACUGUUUUUUAUAAUUGUUGUAAUACUUGCAAUGUCAUGGCACUUACUUUGAAUGUUGAAGACACGGCAAGAGAACUUUCCUAUCAUUUGGAGUCCAUAAAAAUACAUUUUGCUUGUUUCUGUCAGUAAUGACAAGUUCAUACAGUGUUGAGGUCUUCCUGUCACACAUUAUGUAAAUGAUCAGUUAUGUAUAAAAGUCACUUGAUUUCAAGACACAGAUGAGUUCUUCACUACUUUCAUAAAUCAACUCUAAUAUUUACCAUCAUUGGCAGAUAGAUUUCUGUUCUGUCAGCUUGAGAUUAUGCAAUUAAACAAUGCCACUGCUACAGUUCAGUUAGUUUUGUUUUCACUGCUGCAAAUGUUUAGACAAUUGUCAGUGAACAGUCCCAAUAUGAAAUUAAUUUUUAUUUAAAAACAAGAAACAGAAUUUGCGGCCCUAGGUAGCUACUUGCUUCGCCUGCACUGUCAGACAGACAGACAGACUCAGUGUGACACUUGACUGGAAUAUGAUAUUCUGAAUGUCAGACCAGGGUCCAACAAAAAAUUGAAGUUCAUUUAUCCACACAUCCAAACAAUGAAGGUACAUUUUAGUUUAUUUUCUAGGUUAAAUUGUUACAUAUUGUUAAAAUGUGCCUGACACAGAACCAAAUGACCUGUAAGGGUUCUCAAGCAUUUCAUGGCCUGGGGCCACAUUCCCCUUCUUAUUGGCAUGAGGGCCACAGGGUUUAUAAAUGAGGACAGUUUAUUAAAAACGCUACUAACCUACAGGUUCACACAUUACUCGAUAAUUCUGUUUAACUGUAUCAGUCAUAAGUGAGACACUUGACACUGUUUAAUUUGUCAAUAUCAGGUUGAAUUUCUGUUUCUGAGAUUCACAUGCAUCUCUACAAGACAUGUCCUACUUCUUGCUUUGACGUUCUUCAUUAAGCUGAACAGAUGCACACAGCAGUAGGUACUGCCCAACACCAAUGACUUUAAAAAAUCAGGUUUUGUGGUUUCAGGAUACUUUUGUAGAGAUGUAUUUUGAAUGGAAAUCAGUAAGCGAUGAGUCACAGAAUUUUUUCCUUUAGUGUUAAGCAACUCUGAAAAUCAGCAAAUUCCAGUUGUAUGUUCCUUGGUGUAGCAUCAAUAUACACAAAGAAUGAGAAUAAAACAUCUUUAUUAAUA